Molecule: messenger RNA, 6472 nt
Organism: Capra hircus (goat)
Lineage: Eukaryota; Metazoa; Chordata; Mammalia; Artiodactyla; Bovidae
Gene: EPB41L5
Product: erythrocyte membrane protein band 4.1 like 5
Exons: 25
Coding region: 158-2335 (725 amino acids)
Cellular component (GO): cytoskeleton
Molecular function (GO): cytoskeletal protein binding
Source: RefSeq, a predicted model, not a curated record
UUAAGGGAGGGGCGGUUGCGGCUGGGGUCCGCCGGGAUUAGUGCGGUGGGCGCGCCUCUGGCCGCCAUUUCUCAGCGUUUCCCCGGAGUCGCCCCCUCGCCGCCUCACGCGGCCCUCUCCCCUCUAGUGGCCUCGAGUGGUCGCCGCCAGUGACAAGAUGUUGAGCUUCUUCCGCAGGACGCUCGGGCGCCGCUCGAUGCGCAAACAGGCCGAGAAGGACCGGCUCCGUGAGGCCCAGCGCGCAGCCACGCACAUCCCUGCGGCCGGGGACGCGCGGUCCGUGAUCACUUGCCGGGUGUCUCUUCUGGAUGGGACCGACGUCAGCGUGGACUUGCCGAAAAAAGCCAAAGGACAAGAGCUAUUUGAUCAGAUUAUGUACCACUUGGACCUUAUUGAAAGCGACUAUUUUGGACUGAGAUUUAUGGAUUCAGCACAAGUAGCGCAUUGGUUAGAUGGUACAAAAAGCAUCAAAAAGCAAGUAAAAAUUGGUUCACCCUAUUGUCUGCAUCUUCGAGUUAAGUUUUAUUCCUCAGAACCAAACAACCUUCGUGAAGAACUGACCCGGUAUUUAUUUGUUCUUCAGUUAAAACAAGAUAUUCUCAGUGGAAAAUUAGAGUGUCCCUUUGAUACAGCGGUUCAGUUGGCAGCUUACAACUUGCAAGCUGAACUUGGUGACUACGACCUUGCUGAGCACAGUCCUGAACUUGUGUCUGAGUUCAGGUUUGUGCCUAUUCAGACAGAAGAGAUGGAGCUCGCUAUAUUUGAGAAAUGGAAAGAAUACAGAGGUCAGACACCAGCACAAGCUGAAACCAAUUAUCUGAAUAAAGCCAAGUGGUUAGAAAUGUAUGGGGUUGAUAUGCAUGUGGUUAAGGCCAGAGAUGGGAAUGACUACAGCUUGGGACUGACCCCAACAGGAGUCCUUGUUUUUGAAGGAGAGACCAAAAUUGGCUUAUUUUUUUGGCCCAAGAUAACCAGAUUGGAUUUUAAGAAGAAUAAACUAACGUUGGUGGUUGUAGAAGAUGAUGAUCAGGGCAAGGAGCAGGAGCAUACGUUUGUCUUUAGGCUGGACCAUCCCAAAGCAUGCAAACAUUUAUGGAAAUGUGCUGUGGAGCAUCAUGCCUUCUUCCGCCUGCGAGGCCCUGUCCAAAAGAGUUCUCAUCGAUCAGGAUUUAUUCGAUUAGGAUCACGGUUUAGAUACAGUGGGAAAACUGAGUAUCAGACCACUAAGACCAAUAAAGCAAGAAGAUCAACAUCCUUUGAAAGAAGGCCCAGCAAGCGGUAUUCUCGACGAACUCUGCAAGUGAAAGCAAGUACAGGAAAACCUGAAGAACUCAGUGUUCACAACAAUGUUUCAGCUCAGAGUAAUGGUUCCCAACAGGCUUGGGGUGUGAGGUCCACUGCGCCUGUGCUUCCUUCUGUCCCCUCUGGUCCUGUGGUGGUGGAGGUCGAGAAUCUUCCAAGGAGUCCUGGAGCAGACCAGCACGACAAGAAAUGCUUGCCUCUGAGGAUUGAUUUGCUAGAUAGUCCAGACUUACUGGAAACAACCGCUAAUGACGUAGCUGGGGCACCUGACACCAUGGACACCCCCCAAGCCCCAGGUGAAGUGAGCACAGCCACCAGGCAGGCUGGGUUAGAGGGACCUGAAGCAUUCAUAGAUUCCUCAGAGAAGCUCAAACACCUUGAAAUGGAAAGCAGUCCUGUGCCAGCUCCUCACCCCAAGGUGGAUGUUAAUAUUAACAACCAGGAGGAAGUGGUAAAGUUAACCGAGAAAUGUCUGAAUAAUGCCAUCGACAGCCCAGCGCUGAAUACCAGGAGAGUUCCUCCUGACUUGAAGAGCAAUAUUUUGAAGGCUCAGGUAGAAGCAGUGCAGAAGGUUACAAGAGAAGAUUGCUUAUUAAGUCAUAAAAAUGCCGGUGUUCAGGAUGCUUCCACAGACAGUGGUGAAUUAAAUGAGAACACUGUGCCCGUCCGUGGAGACUCUCUGGCUCUGAUGCGAACCACACCUGCAGAAAGUGGGUCUGCUCUAAAGGAUGCUACAGAUGAACUGGAUGCCUUGCUGUUGUCUCUAACUGAGAAUCUCCUUGACCACACAGCCACGCCUCAGGUAUCUUCAACGUCAGUGAUCACACCCCGUUGGAUUGUGCCACAGAGCACUGUCCUUCCUAAUGGGCUUGCGGGAAAUGAGUUUUCCCUGACUGGGAAGGAAGGGCUGGGCAGCAGAGAGCUCAUCUCUCCCCCAGCGCCAUUCUUGGUGGACGCCGUGACCAGCUCUGCUCCAGCCUCAGCUGGAGAAGCCGCCUUGAAGCAGAAGUGUUUGCUGACGACUGAGCUCUGAGGGAUGGCCGCUCUGUGCUGUGACCCAAGGCCGGGCCCCCAGCCGUCCAUCCCAGAGUCCACUUCUGCUGGAGCCAGUUCUGCACUAGUGGGUGAAAAGCUCACCUGGUUUAGACUUCAGUUCCGUGAAAAAGCAGCUACAUUUCCGUCCAACUGGAAGGGCUAAUUACACUACACUUUUGCCCAAGUGACGCAAUACAGUCUUUUACUUUCCCUGAUUCUGUUGAAGUUGUGAAUUCCUAACGGUGGGAAUGCCUUUCCCUGUGGUUUCCUCCAAGCUCUUGGCUCCACCUAGUGGAUGUGACUAUUCACAACGCCCCCUUGGGUGGGCUGUCCCUGGUGGUCAUCUUCGGCCUGGCAAAGGUUACUUCUCUCACUGGUAUCAAGGUGAGUGUCCUUGAAUGCCUGCUAGAGAAAUUGUACCUUUCUGUGCAUUGCCUGGAAAUCGGGGAUUUAGAUAGAUUCAUGACUACUAAAGAGAAGUUUUUAGAAUACAGAGGACUUUCGAUGCUUCCCAUACUUUUGACUUUUUGCUGGACUGGCUGUCUUAACACUUCAAGUUUACAUCGAGGUAAGAUAGACCUUGAGAAGAACUACAGAAAAGUCAGUUGCCUGGCAUGUGCUUCCAGCCCAGCCUCCCUUCAGGAAGCAUGUCUACAUGGCCCUCACACACCUGUCACUUUUUGGUCUGGAAGGGGUGGGGAGGGUUGCAGAGACCCUGAGGCAUUUCUUCCAGGCACCCACACUUCUUCCUGGGCCACAUGGGGCUGAAGGCCAUGCUGACUCAGGGACUGAAGGAGAGCACAGUAGUUUCUGGGCACCUCUUUGGAUAAAGGCUCUAUUUCUUUUUAAUGUAAGCUGAAUAAACUUAGAUUUUGUAAACUGAAGGAAAAAAUACCAGGAUAGAAAUAGGGGAUUCGGUUAGGGGGAUUCACAUCUGAAACUAAAUGCAGGUAUUGAGAGAAUGUUAGGGUUUUAUGUUAGUUUAAAGGGGUUCUUUCUAAUUUCCUCAUUACUUUCCAUCUGUACAGAAAGUUCUGGUUGUUAAGGUGUUAUAUGCUCAUUAUAGAAAAUAGAGAAAAGAAUUUCAACACCCAGAAAAAUACUCUUUUAGCUUUAAAACUUUGGAAUGUGUAAAGUAAACUUCAUUUGCCGUGGGGAAUGAGGGUGAUCUGGAAACCGUGUUGGGAAGUUAAUCCCUGUUAUCAAGGGCUGAUGUUAAAGUAUACCUCCUGGAAUUUGGUUUUGGUUUCCUGCCCCACAGAAACCAGAACUUAAUUGAGUGUUAAUGUCUGUUCUCCAUAAAAAAACAUGAUGUUUAAAACUCCUUGGUCUAGACUGUCGUGGGUUCCCUGUAACAUGGUGAGCUCAGGCAGUCACACAUUUGUGUCUGCCUGGAGAGGGUUUUCUUCCUGUGCUGUUCCCGGGACCUGUAGCGGCUGGAAACUACUUCGCACCAAACAGUUUUGCUGAAGGAAAGGGAGUUGGCCCUUCUUGUUGGCUACCUCCUGUGGCCCUUAGGCUGAGAUUGUGGACUUGACCCAGGACGUGCCGGACUGGAUAUUGUGUUUUCAGCACACUGACGACCCUGCAGGUAGAACGUUAAGGUUGUGUUUCUGGUCUCUGAGACAUUUUCUGGAUUUUGGAACUAGUUUGUUGAAAAUAUUCCAUUACCUUUGUGUCUUCUGGUACUGAGGAGACUUUGUUAAAAUGCAUUUGAAUCUCAAGCUAAAAGGAAAUUUUGUUUCAGGUCCUGACAAUGAGUGGUAAAUAGGGGAAUUGAUAUGGAUUAACCCUGACAGAAAAGAUGCCUGUCAAGUAUACAUCUCCUUUGCUGUCUGCCAUCCCCAGGCAACUGUAAGGCUCACCCUGCUCUGCUCACCUGAGCCUGGGGCGUGGGGCAGGGGGGUAAGGGGAGGAGCAGCAGGUGUGAGUCAGUGAGGAUGCUGGCAGAGAGCUGAGUGUGUGGGGAGUCUGGAUGGACCAGUGGGCAGGUGGUUAUAUUGAAUUGGGCAGGGGGCAGUGGGGAUCCUGCUGAGGUGGCCCUGCUGACUGCUGGCCCUCAGGAACAGUUCCUGAUGUUGGAAGAUCUUGGCAUCCUCCUGUGCAUUGGAACCAGCCCAUCAACUGAGUGCGGCUCUGAAGUGAUGUGCUGCUGACUGGUUGGGUGGGAAGCUUUGCUAUAUCUAGAGUCUCCUCGGCAUUAGUCCUGUGUAGCUGCAGAGAGUACUGGCCGUGUCUCACGCCGUCAGGAGUUAAGGAGCACAUGUCUGGAAAGAGCAGGAAUGACAGUGUGAGGGAGCACGGUUGGCAGCCCUGCCAUGGAGGGUGCUUGGAGAGGGUUCAUAGCUGAGCUGAUAGACCUGUUUGGCGGAAGUAACAGAAGCCUGCUUGAACCAGAGGCUCAGUUCUGUGUCACUUUCUUUCCAGUUUUCACUCUGGUGACUCCCUAGGAGCUAGGAUGAUGGUGCUUGUGGCUCUGAGCAGGUUUAGUGGGCUCAGGGUGGGUGGGUGGGAGCUAUUUUUUUUGUCCUCUUGCCAUUGCCUGGUUGGUCUGUGAGGAUCUGCAAUUUCUGGUGAUUUGCAGAGUUCAGUUAGUGCCGAGCCCCUCGUCUCCUGCCACCUGAGGGUGGUGGUUGUCAGUGUUAAGAGCUAAGAUGCUGAUCAGCUCACGUCCUGGCCCUCAGAGAAGGUGGGGGAAUGGAGAGCUGGCCUGGGUGUGCGGGUGGAUUUAAAGUCAGGUUGGUAGGUUUCAGUUUUCUCCCCCAGACUCUUCUUGAGAACUUGUGAAGUAGCGCAUGAAAUCCUGUUUCUCAGGACCUUAAAAGGUCAUAGCAUCUGUGUGCACAGGAAGGGCUCAUUGUUAUUGCAUUCCUGCCCUUGUGGAAACCCUGCUGAACAAAGGAAUGAUUAGAUUCCUUUGAUCUUGAUAAAUUUAGAAAUAUCCUUAGGUGCUUUCCUAAAAUAUUGAUGUUGUUUUGAGAAAUUUUUUAUUAAACAUGUCUUAUAGUCUCCUAAGGACUUCCCUGGUGGCUCAGACGGUGAAGCGUCUGUCUACAGUGCGGGAGACCUGGGUUCGAUCCCUGGGUCGGGAAGAUCCCCUGGAGAAGGUCUUUACCUGUAUCUACUUGUGCGGUCACAGAUGUUCUGUGGACACUGGAGGGUGAAAGCCCCAGGGUGCCCCCUGCUUCCUGACUCCUUGUUCCUCAUGCAUCUCAUUUCUGGCCAGCACUGCCUCUGUCUGCAGACCUUGACAAGUCACAGCAGAAACCCCCCUCAGAGCAGAUUGUUUGGCAGUCAUUUGCACAGAGGGAAGUUCUCUUGUUUUUCUGUAAGUCAGGCUCUUGAGAAGCCAAAUUCUCAGCUUCUCAUUGAGGGUAAGGACAGCAGGCAGAAAGUGAGGAGCGGAGGUGGUGAGACUCAGCUGCCCCCUGCCACCCGAGUGUGCGUGGUGUAGAUGAAGGUGAGUGCCCCGGCUUGGCUGCAGGCGGGGACCUCUUCCUGGCAGUCUCUGACAGAUGGUUCCCGGGAGCCAGCGGGUGUUCAGAUGGGCUCCGCAGGUGCUCUGUCCCUGGAGGCCCUGGCAUUUCUCCAUUGGCAUCCUUGCUCCCAUGUGGACAAAACAGUCCUGGGCUCCCAUCCCUGAGAGGCUGGGAGGGCUCCCAGUUCUGGUCCAUCGUGCCCUCAACAUUUUGGUUGCUUAGAAACCUGGAAUCUUCUAAUGCAUAAUACACAUUCCAUAUUAUUUGCUCUUAUUCCUCUCACAAAUGUAAACCGAUGGUUCCUGAAUGUUGAGAAAAACGGUGGGAGCUUUUCCUGUGUUAGCCUGCAGGAUGAGGAAUUUUGUUUGGUUCAUUUAAAUUUGCCCUGAACUCUGCUGAAUUCCCAUGCUGGCAGAGCUGUGAUUGUCUCCAGCUCUGAGAGGUGGGAUCCACGAGUCACUUUAUCACAUUGAUGGAGACAAUGAUUCAGUCCCUGUCCAGGGUUUUUAUUCAUCAGAAAAGCGUUGGGGCGCAGACCUCUGCUCUUUAAUCUUCCUGUGUGGAUAUGAUAGACGGUUACGAGGACCUCACUAACUAUUUUUUGUUUACUUUUUAUAUGUAUAAAGCUUUGAAGUAGCUUUUAAAGUGUAAUUUAU